CUAUUUUCGGUGGACGCAGCCACGAAAAUAUGUACCAACGCUAAUAAUUAAAUUAUAUAUCAGCGCUUGUAUUUUCGUGCCGAUUCUGUCGCCCUCCCGUUGCACGAAUAGAUGUGUGUGUGUGCCUGUGUAUUGGAACGUGUUCUCGUCUGUCGGUUGCAACUUUGCUGUGCGUGUUGUGUGUGUGCGUGUGUCUGUGUUGCACAUUCGUUUAGCAAUGGCGACGAUUGCUAAGAUCCUGGACCAAAGCAACCUUCAAGUGCGGGUUUCAUCUUCAUCACCGUCAGCAACAACAACAACACACAGUCUGUGAUGAUCUUCUGGCGCUUCACGCUCGUGUGUGCGUGUGCGAAGGAAUGCUCUCUCUCUCUCUCUCUCUCUCUCUCUCUCUCUCUCUCUCUCUCUCUCUCUCUCUCUUGCUUUAACCUUUGCACGAACACACGACGGAGUGCUGUGCUAUGUUUACAUACACACAAAUGAACAAGGGCCGACCCGAUAUCGAUUUUCAAGGGCGUGUAACGUAUAGCAGUGUCAAUAUACUACACACAUACCCACACACACACAGACACACGCACGGUCAGAGAUGUGAAGGGCGUUCGCCGCCGCCGUGCGUGAUAAAAAUGGAUGGAAGUAGAAACGGGAUGAAUCGUGCGUGAAAGAGAGCUGCAACCAGCGGCUGCGCGAGAACGCGUCAUCACAGCGCGUAGUGUAAAUGUUUGUGUGUGUAUGUGUCUGUAUGUGUUUGUGAGGGGGUGGAAGGUGGAUGUUGGUGCGGCCACACCGUGAGUGUUGUUUUGGGGCACACACCGUUCGAUGAUCUCAUACUUUUUUGGGGGAAGCACACACAACCGCGCGAUAUCGCCUGCGUGUGUUGGCGGAAUAUGGCCUACUAGAAAUGAAUUUUGGUUUUUUCUUCGCCCCUUUCUAUUUCUUGUGUCACAUUACGGGAGUACCCGGGGACGGGGGGAUCAAUUUCAAGCUCCUACUUAUCGUGCCUGGACGAGGGGGGAAUUUUCUUAUAUUGAUUUCUUAUCUGACAUCUGCCCUCACCACUUCGCUGGGGCUGUCAGUUUUAUUUAUCUCUGUCCCGUGGCUGUGGUCUGCGCGAUACUGCCCACAAAAUGGCAGCAAGAGGGAGCGGAAUUUGAAGCUUUAUUUUUAUCAAUCGCAAUGCCUAAUAGGAAUGGUAACUAAAAGAAAGGAAAAAAAUACACAGCGGCCCACCCAAACAGAUAACAACCACCGAACCCCCUCCGAAUCCCGGUCUGCACUGUGUGCAGGCGCUUCUCCAAACUUCCAGCAGUGUAUGAGUGUGCGGUUGUGCGCACGGGUAGUGUGUUCGUGCAAUUUUCCGUGUCGCUCUCUCAUCACAGCCCGUGUGAUUCACGCCCGCGGCCUGCUUCGUGGCAGAGAGACACCAACCAGCGUGUUGUUGUUGUCCGGUUCCUGGUUUGGGAAUUAUCAACCUUGCCGUCGUCCUCGGUCGCAGUGUGGUGCAUAGGGUGUGGUUUUGGUGCGGUUUGAGUGUUGGUGGUGUGGUGUCCAUUACGUUGCAGUAGUAGGAAAGCGUGAAUGCCAGGACGAAGCAAUAAUUAAUAAGGUCGGAUUGUUUUUUUUUUAACCAGUGCUAAAUAGUGUGUUGUGCAAAUAAUAAGCGGGCAGAAGCAGAUUAAAUGCAUCUAGUGACGGUCGCAAUUCCUGGGAACGUGUGCACCUGAGUGAAUAGAAACAUGAAGCGGCAGCUGGAAAAGUUCAAAGAGGAACUCAAAUCGAACCUAUCCCGGUCCAGCAAGGCGGAGAAGAAUGCGGACGGGCUGCAGGAAAUCGAGCGUGAGGUCGACCGGUACAAAGACAUACUGCAGAACCUGAACAAGCGGAUAGCGACGAACGUGUCCGCCGGCCAGCCACAGGAUGCGGUCGCGCGGGAGAAGCGCUGCAAGAAGGUGCCCGAGUUCCAGCUCGGCCAGCUGAUGGAGGAAUCGGUCAAGGAUCUGCCGACCGGUCUGCUGAAGGAUGUGCUGGACACGUGCGCACGCGUCGAGAAGCGGAUAGCGACGGAGAUAGUGAACAACGAGGUGAACGUGGAGAACUCCGUCAGCAAAAACCUCAACGACAUCAUCGAGCGCCACUUGUCCACGAUCCAGAAGCAGAAGCGCGUCGUCACCAAGUGCCACCAGGAGUAUGAGGCCUCCCGGCAAAAGUAUGAUUCGGCCCAGCGGAACAGCGAUCAGGCGGGAAAUCAAGCAAAGAUCACCCAGCUGAAGGAUGACCAAGAGGAGCUGCACACCAAGCUGGAGAAGGAGCGCGAUCUGUACGAGUCGUACAUGUACGAGCUGCUGGCGGAGGAGGAAAACAUUGCCCUGUUCGUUAAAGAGUACGUCAAGCACCAGGAGCUGUACUUCACCUCCGUCCUGCGCGAGAUACAGCACACGAUGCGCAGUAUGGACGGGUUGUUCCGUCGCAAUAACAAGCAAAUCUUCAACACGCCCCUGCGGGAUCAUCUGAAGGCGACGGAUCGUAAAAUUGCUUACGUGAUCGAGCUGUGUGUUUGCUGCCUGCUCGAGAAGGGCCUGUACGAGGAAGGGCUGCUGCGCGUCGGCUGCGCCUCCUCCAAACUGCGACGCAUGAUUUCGGCGAUCAACGCAAACUACGUGUCACCGCCGCUCGCCGACAAGUACUGCGAUCCGCACGUCGUCGCGGGCGUACUGAAAAAGUACCUCCGCAGCCUGCCCGACCCGCUGCUGACCUUCGAGUUCUAUCCGGACUUUGUGCAGGCGGCGCAGAAGCCAAGCGACGCGCAGCGGAAGGCCGCCAUCCUCGAUAUCGUGAACCAGCUGCCGAGGGAAAACUACGACAACCUGCGCUACCUGACCAAGUUCCUGUCCUACCUGGCGGAGAAAAACCAGGAGAACAAAAUGUCCCCCCAGAACAUUGCGAUCGUGAUGUCACCGAACCUGCUGUGGUCGCCGAACGAGAACGAAAACUAUAUGGACCAGGUGAACAGUACCGCGACGGUGAACACGAUCGUCGAGGCGCUCGUCGCCGACUGGGCGUUCUUCUUCGAUGGCGAGGUGAACUUCUACGUCAGCAUGACCCGGGACGCACUGUUCCCGGACAAUGGGGGGUUCCCGGUGGACAAGGAUCAGCACGUCCGCAGCGUUCCUAGUGCGCCCGGGGGCGACAUGAUGUCCCGGUCGAUGUUUGUCACAUCGUCGACCGAUCGGGGGCAGCCGACCGUUGCCGUGACGCUGACCGGUGGCAGCAGCCAGGACGAGCUGCGCAUCGGCCGAGGAGAGGGCGGCGGCGGAGGAGGCGGUGGAGGAGGAGGGGGCGGAGUGUCACAUUCCCGCAGCAGCAGCCACGAUACUAGUCUUAUUCUAAUCAAUAGUCAUAACAAUCACAACAGCGGCAACAACGGCGGCAACAGUGGUGGUGGUGGUGGUGGUGGUGGCGGCAGUACAGACCAGCUGAAGUAUCGCAGCCAGUCGAACAGUUCGCUGUCGGAUCAUUCCAGCCCGCCGCAGGAGUACAGCCCGAAGCUGCCGAUUCGACGAAAGCACAACAAGCAGGUGGCACCGACCCCGCCGGACAAUCACCACCAGCACCACGGCCGCGGCCAGCGGGAGGUGAAUAACAAGCUGCACUCUACGCACUACUUCAAGCAGCUGAGCGGUUCGGGCGUCACGGGCGGCAGCUCGGUGAGCGGGCACAAUCACAACGGAGACGGAGCGGGGGACGAUGGGUUCGCGUCGCUACAGCAUCACGCGUACAAACAGGCGCAGGCCGAGUACGACCGGCAGCCGAUGCUGCGGGCCGAGAGCCACGACAACCUGCUGAAGCUGAAGUCGACCGAUAAGAUCCCGCCGCCGCGGCCGGCCGCCGUCAGCGUGGACAGUCAGGUGCUGGGCAAAAUCAAGGCCAGUGUAGCAAACAGCAUCCAGCAGCAGCAGCAGCACCAAAACAAGCAACCAAAUGCUCCCAAUUGUGAUACAACUAGCAGUAGUAGUAGUAAGGAGAACAAGGAAAACAACAACCGGGCGGCAGCAGCAUCGUCGUCGUCCUCUGUCUUUCCCCCGCUGAAGCCUGUCGCCCUGCCGAGGACCACGAUUCUCGGUUCGUCCGCGAGAUCCGCAGGCAGUGCGUCGAAUGGGAACAACAAUAACGACGACGGUGGAGAUACUGGUGCCGGGACGGGUGGAUCGACCGCUGGCGGAGUAGGAGGAGUUGUGAUACGGGAGAAACCGGUCAUACCCGAACGGCCCGCCACGCUAAUGCGCCCGAUGAGCUUCAAGGGCUCCAUUCCGGAAAUAUCGAAGGUCAGCGAAGGUACCAACACCAUCAUCAGCGGUCUGACGUCCGCCAGCUCGCUAAAGAAGGCGCAAAGCUUCCGCGGUGAAACGACGACCGGUGGCAACCGGAUAGGGGCGUCGGAAAAACCGACCUCCUCCGACCUGGAGCGGGGCACACUGGAGCGGACGCAGAUCUACAACAUUGACAAGCAGCAGGUUGCAUUCAUCGAUGUGGUAGAGCGAUCGUCGGACGAGGAUCAGGGAUCGGGUAGCACCACCACCACCAUCACCACCAAGCCAAAGCAUUCGAGUACGCGCAAAGACAAACCGGAACCCGUGGCGUUGAAUCACGUGGACACGCUGGCGUCCUCCUCCGUUUCGGCAACAGUUCCUCAGGGCACACCGCCUCUCGCAAUGAUGGAAUCGACGGGAUCGCUCGGCAGUGACGUACAGUCGCCGGUGAAUCCGCUGCCACCGAGCGGGAACAACGUCAACAAUGCCAGCUCUACUGCUGCUGCGAAUACUACUAGCAGUAGCUCUACAACCACCACCACUAGUCUGCAGCACGUUCCACAGUCGCCGCGCGGCAUCGAUCCGAAGAUCAAGCGGCCCCAGGUCCCGGCACCGCCACCGCCGGUCGGGCGGCCAAAAUCGUCCGACUCGACCGAUUUAUAACAGUUCGGGGAGGUGUUGAUUUAGAAUACGGCCCCGGUGAAGCUCCGGCGUCGCCGAUGAUGCACACCGAAUUCGCUAAGCGGCCGUAAAAGGGUUCGGCGCGGCGCGCACCCAGUGGUCACAAUCGCGAUAUCUUCUUCUUUUCUUCCUCUUUAUCUAACUACCAAAAACUGUUGCUAAGCUCUGUUCUUUGUUACUAGGACUGCACACGCCGUUUCGUUUCUUUCAGUUUCGUUAGCAAUGUAGGACAAUAUUUGGUUUUCGUUGCAGCAAUGUUGCUAUAUGUUGCAUUUUAUUUACCGUUGAAUGGGAGGGGUGAAACUAGUGAAAUGUUGUGAUUACGAUAGUUAAAUUAGAGAAAGAGAAACAACAGUUCGAAACAAAAGCGUAAAGUGAAUGAAAGGAAGCGACAGUAAAUUAGUGCAGGGUUUCCGAAGUACCCCCCCGUAUAUUCGUUUUGCUUCGCUUUUGCAAGCAAUUCUUUUCUGAACAUCAUAUGUACGUGCGAAUUGAAUUUUCAGAGCGAAAACAAAAAAAAAAACACAUUGAACUAUGACGUGGCAUGCACUGACAAUUUUAAUUGUGCGACAAAGUUCAUCACAAUUCAUUAAAUCAUACAUCACGACACCAGAUGAACAACAACAAAAACAGCAGUCGACUGAAAGAGAUUAUCCAUUUCUUGUGAAAUAGCUUAAUUGUUGUUACGUAUCAGCAUUAAUUGUACGCUUUUCCCCCUUGGUACACAUUCCGUAUUGUGCACUUCCCAGAGAAAAGGCCAUCAGUUUGUUUGUCACGAAAUAACGGCCGCACGGAAAUGAAGGUUCGGGAAAAUUUUUGUUUUAUUUUUUGAGUCGGACCCAAAAAGCGAUAAUUGGACAAAGUUUUCUCGGAAAAGGUCUUAUACUUUCCUGUCCUUUCAGCUUUUUUUUUUCUCUGGCAAAGCGAUUCAGCUUCUAAUAGAUAAAAGCACGGGAAAAAGUAACUUACACGGAACGUGUAUAUUCCGGGCGUUCGGGUGAUGUUAAAGCAACCAACCAUGUGGAAGACGUUGCAAUUUUCACUACGACCGCCAUUCUUUCUUUUACGCUUACGCCGGCGGACCAUUUGAUUAAUGGCCAAGCGCGCUCUGCGUGCAGUUGCAGUAUGGGUGUGUUUGUGUGUGUGUGUGCUGCUCCGUGCAUUCACGAUUUAUCGUUCCCCGGGACGGAAAUUGAAUUUUACUGCCAGCAGCCGAAAAAAAGGUCGCGUAAGAAAUCCAACAAGAAAACACGGACAGGAACUAAUGAAAGUGUAGCGCGCGCGAGCGUGUUUUAACUAAGAACAGUCUUUCUUAUUUGGCGCAAAGCAAAACGCAAAAAGUAACAUGAUAGGAAAAAUGACCAAAACAACACUUCGGUGCGUUACAGUGCACGCGCUCACAAGACAGCGUGCAGAAAACCGUGCUGUUCGAGAGAAACCCGGUCAAUCUCAGUGCUGACCAUGAAAAAUGGAGAAAGAUUUACACACCCGAAUCCUUGCUUUGGACGCACUGGCAGUCCGCUACUAACUAACCAAAGCGAUGACUUUCAAGAGACUGCCGCUGAACGCUGCUAAAGUGAAUUUGUUUUUAAAAUUGGCAGAAUGGGGGAUUUUUGUUUUUUUUUUUUUCAAGGAAAGGCCACAGAGGCCACGUCAAGGACGAUGCUGGAAGUGUGUGCAACGGAAGCUUGUUAUUGAAAUCGUGCAAUAGCUACAAAACAAUUCGAACGUUUUUACUGGCAUCACCUCUGGGAAGGAAACGAAGUAUGAUGGUUGUGUGUUAAAUUGACGUAGUUUUGUGGCAAUGCAUUGUACGCCGCUGAGUUCCUAGUUUAAUUUAGCUACCACAGGACAAAAAGGUAUAGAAUGGAACAAAGGUUCUUCGACGAAGGAAUGUGUAGAAUGUGUUUAUGAUGAAUAUUGAAAUAUCAAGAAAGAUCGCGAUCGAUAUAGAGAACGUUUAAUCGGUUAUGAUAGAAAAGAUUACAAACGUAUGAUAGAUACAUUUAAAAAGGCAUAACAGAAACUGGAACAGGAAUGGAAUCAAAAACAUACACACCUCAACAUAUCAACAACCAACUGCAUGCUUGAAACAGCUCACAUUUAAACUAAAUUGUGGACGCGACAUCAGCAACAGCAACUUAAAUUAUCAACCUUAGCUUUGUAAAUUCCAGUGCAUCAACUUUGCUUGUGGCAAUGUACAUCGCGAACCGAGCGCUCUAUAUAUAAAUGCAUUUUAUAGUACUGUGCAAGUGGCAACAGCUUCAAAUUAAAAUCAGUAUUGUUGAUUACACAUCGAGCUAACCGCGAAGCUCGCCCUCCGCGCUACGUUGCAAGCAGCGCGCGGUUUAGCGAUAAUCUUCCUGUUUUCCCAUCAGAACCCGGAACCAAAAGUGUCCAUAAUUUACAUCACAAUCAAAUGCGCUCCCCCACCUACCUACUUUACACUGAAGGAGGGUUUAUAUAAAAACAACUAAAAAAAUGCUGUGCGAUGAAAUUACCUGCACACAUGCCAGCAACGUGGGUUGUAACACAAGCCCCACACGCUUUGCCGCGCGUAUGGGGUACAUGAGGCGUCGGCUAAGAGUGUUGGGCAGGUGCGCGGGCUAUAUUACGUUCAAAUUUCAUCAACCCGUUCGCGCGUCACGUGCGGUUUUGGUUGCGAAUUACUGCGGAACGCAGGAACUAAUUUCGAUCUCAUAUGAAAUGCACCGGAAGAGUGAUGUGUGCGCUCUACUGCUAUGCCGCAUAAUCCCCCUUUUUUGGGGCGCACACACGAGCGAGGUAGGAAGAAAAAACAAGUCCCAACAAAUUCAGUUGCCAAAAUUUCAAAGCAUACGCGGGCAGAUGAUAAAGCCGGACACACGCGAUGGAUUUGUGUGUGUGUGUGUGCGAGAGAGCGUCGUUUUUAUCACCCUUUUCGAGCGCGCGAACGUGUGCUCCCGCCCCUAUUCGCUCUGGACAGUUGAAGAAGGAAAGGUGGAAGGUAUCACAUCCCGCUCGCGCACACCGCGUCCGUGUUCCCUCCGGUUUUUGGUGGCGGUUCGUCACUGCCGAGUAAUUAGCAUUUAAACAAAAUCAUCAUCAAUAUUCAUUAAAAUUUGUUACUCCAUUUUAGUGGUUGGUGGAGGGCUUGUGUUGCUGCAAAAAAAAAGAAGGGCGCUGCCAAGAAUAAGCGAACGGUUGCUAACCAACCACCGCCCUCUGCCAACGAAUCUAGUGGGCACUGUGUGCAUGGAGAUUUUUCACGUACGCGUUGCUGUGUGCAGUGCAGAUUUUUAAACCGCGUCCGGAACACACAUACACACCUGUCGGUGCCGGAACCGGCAGUGUCCGUAGAUAAAACGUGCCCGUAAUAAACCGCAAACAAACGCGAAAGAAGAAUCGGUUUUGGUGGUUUUGGUGAAAAGCAGUGUUGCGUCGUGUUCAUCCGGCGGAGAGGAAGCACGGUUGUCCGGUGUGUUUCUCACCCCGAUUGCAGCGUCAGUACACAUCAUUAUGCUUUUAAGCUGGUGCGUAGGGGAGUUUUUUGUUUCUUUGUGUCCAGUAAGUGCAACGAGUGUGACAUGAUCGGGCAUGAUGAUGAUCAUAAAGUGAAUUGUUUGAAACAUGUGCAGUAGAUGCCGAAAGCGAUGGAAUUGUGAGUGUGUGUAUGUGUGUGUGUGUGCGCAAUACCGGGGUGGAUGGGAGAGAACAACGCAUCGUCACCAUUCUUUCCCUUGGGUGGAAAAUUCACUGCGGCGUAUUAGUGGCCAGUACCGGUAGGUGCAGCGUUAUUGAUGUGAAAAGGGCCGACGAGCGCUGAGGUAACACAAUAUAUCAACUGUGUGUCAAUGUGGCAAACCGCCGUCUCUCUCUCUCUCUUGCCGCCAACUCUUUCCUUCUUCGGAUAGGGAACAAUUGGCGGUAAUGGGUGUUGGUGGAUUUUUUUGUUUUGUUUUUGCGAGCGUUACUCGGUAUAACGCUAGUUACGAUGGAUUGUUCCGGUGGUGAGGAAUCUGUGUCUUGUUCGUUGUUUUUUUAUCGACAACAUGGGGUGUUUUAAAUCAUGUUUUUCAGCAGAAACAUGAAAAUCGCUCAUUUUAUAACAGAUUGAUUUAAAAACGCCUACUGUGACUUGGAUAAUGAAUCGCACAACUGGAUUAUGGAUUUGCUUUCUUUUUUAUCAUGGCUUACUGCAACAGCGCAGCAGGUUGUUUUUUCUUUUGUCCGGGAAAUGAGAUUGUUCGAUUGAUUCGCUUUCUCAUCUCCCACGGAGUUAUAUAGUGCAUUCCAGAGUGAUUUAUUUUUUUUUUAUUUUACUUUACAACGAAAUGAUGAAUCCCCCACUGUACUGUCCUGCUAUUUCCCGUGGUGGUGUGCCCUAAAGGUUUUGUCUCUUCAUAGCUUUCAAGUUAUGAUGUAAUUGGAUCUUUUUAUAGUAGUCUUAUCGGAUAACAAAAUCUUAUCUGAAUUAUGCUUGAGCUUAAGCUAAGCAUACGCAAUGUUUAAUAUGCAGCAAAAGUAAUAAAAACCGCUACUCUCUUCAUCUAUUUAUAUUUCACCUCUAUGGUCGUCCUUUUCUAUCCCGUUCUCUGCAUAAGUGCCCUCCCGCUGCGAAGCGAAUUCAGUGAAGGAGUUAGAAAAGAAGAAAAAAAAAACAAAAAAAAACGCUUUUUAAAGCAUAAAAGUCACUAAAGAGAGGAACUAGAGGAAAAGAAGAUAAACAUGAAAAUGAAGUAAGAAAAUAGAUAAAACGAAAACUAAAAAUCAGUAAAGUAAGUGUGAUUGAGGAAAAAGAGUAAAUAAAACAGAAGUAAAGAAGGAAACGUGUGUAUAGCAAGCGAACUAAAGGUGAUACUAUUUAGAGUGAAAGAAGACAAAACUAAGGACAAACAAAAAGAAUGAAAAAAAAUGUGCAAAAAAUGGCCGGUAACAAUUAGGCAGUAAAAUGUCACCAUAUAUGCUUUGUUUUAUAGGUUAAUUCGUGAAUUUAAUUCAAUUAUCGUGUCUGUUUUUUGCCUUCUCUUUGUUUCUCUAUGGUUGGCUUCGUGCUUGAAUGCUUUAAAGCCUUGUAUUCGCGAAGCAAAAAACAGAAGCAAGCUAUAAGUUAAUGUGAAAGAGAAAGAGAGCCCUAAUAAGGUCGUAAAAUAAACAUAUACACACACACACCCAGACAUACGUACGCAAAGACAUGUUUUGUGUAUGGCAAACCGUAUUAUUACAAUCAAUUAUGCAUUAAUAAUUAAACGCGCAGCAUUACUAAUUGAAUUUAAAGCAUGUGGGACGAAGAUGAGGAAAGAAUGCGUAAAGGAUAAUGAAAUUUAACAAAAAUUGAGCAACAGGCAGGCCCACAGCAUUGCGAGAAGCACCGUCCGUGUGUCCCGUGAUAUAUGCGGUGUGUUGAUGCAUUAUCGAUCAAAUGGUAAAACGUACUGUAGUCGAUACACGUAGGAAAGGAUAAAACAAUGGGGCGCCUCUUUCCGCAUGCCGCCGAGAGGUGUGGCGGUGGGAUCGUCCAUGGAUGUUGCGUUAAUGGGCAACAUUAACAAAACAUUACGAUCAAUCGAACGGGCAAAUUAAAACACCAACUCUCACACAUCCACAAACAAACACACACACACAAACGGGCCCGGGGACAGUCACCAGGUGUGCGCUGUGUGCAGACAGCAUGCACAGAUGUAACUAAUUAUUAAUUAUUGCAAUAAAGCGAAAAAACAAAUGUUGAUUUUUAUUACAGUGAAAA
Molecule: messenger RNA, 10707 nt
Organism: Anopheles arabiensis
Lineage: Eukaryota; Metazoa; Arthropoda; Insecta; Diptera; Culicidae
Product: rho GTPase-activating protein 17-like
Exons: 7
Coding region: 1731-4964 (1077 amino acids)
Biological process (GO): regulation of Rac protein signal transduction; regulation of actin cytoskeleton organization; positive regulation of GTPase activity
Cellular component (GO): intracellular anatomical structure
Molecular function (GO): GTPase activator activity
Source: RefSeq, a predicted model, not a curated record